AUGCGGAUCGCAGAGACUUUCGACGCUGUGUCCCAGACCAAUUCCAUAAAGGGGAUCAGUUUUGAGGACACACUUUUCCCUCCAGAUGUGGAUUUUUUCCCCGUCUAUAACGGAUCAGAUUCUGUCAAUCCACUGAACGAUUCUAAGGACCCGUUUUACAAUUUUAUGUGCCCCCAGGUGGAGGAAACAUCCUCCAUCGUGUCAGAACAUAUGCCUCUCGGAUUAGAAGCAAUCCCAAAUUUUUCGUCAUACAUGGAUAGCGGUAUCAAAGACCCUAUUACGAAAACAGUCGACUCUUUGUUAGACUCUUCCGCAACUUUGGCAAGUGGGAAUUCCGACAAAAAAUCGUGCGAGAUCUCAUUCGAUAACUAUGGAACUCCCAGGCGGCAGGAUUCGCCUGAUGUGACGCCUCCAUUCCGGCCUCAAGUGUCGCGGCGAAAUUCGGUUAAUAUCUCUCCUACGUUCCGAUUACCAGGUUCAGCAGAUUCUUCGGCCUCCUCAGUACUGACAGAUUGUCCCACAAACGACGUCAAGCGAAGGGCAUCGGCUGCUGCCGUGGAACAGGGUACUGCUGAAUGUGCCUGCAAUAACUUGGCACCAAAUAUCGAGAACAAAAGAAAAUUCAAAUGCUGUGUCUGUGGCAAGGGCUUUAGGAGGCCUUCUUCAUUGGCCACACAUUCAAAUAUACAUACUGGUUUCAAGCCGUAUGUUUGUCCCUACGAAAAUUGUCAUAAAUCCUUCAAUGCGAAGUCAAAUAUGUUUCGACAUUAUAAGUUGCAUUUCAAACUACCUUCAGGCGCGUACAUGUUACCCAAUGGAGAAAUCACCACAACGAAACCCAGUUCAAAACAGCUUCUUCCAGACGAUUACAACGAACUCUCCGAUUGCUAA
Molecule: messenger RNA, 891 nt
Organism: Huiozyma naganishii CBS 8797
Lineage: Eukaryota; Fungi; Ascomycota; Saccharomycetes; Saccharomycetales; Saccharomycetaceae
Product: C2H2-type zinc finger protein
Exons: 1
Coding region: 1-891 (296 amino acids)
Cellular component (GO): nucleus
Source: RefSeq, a predicted model, not a curated record